ACAUUCCCAACAGGAAAAAGACUGUGGUACAUUCAAAACUAUAGAUUUAUCAGUUUUGAAGUUAAAGGAAACAAACCGUGUUGUAUAAGUUGGGAUAGAAUUCAAUGAGGAAGACAGGACUCACAAGUAUGACGUGGCUGGUGUACCUUUGUGUUCUGUGGGCUUGCUCAAAUGCCACACAUACUGUCGUGUUGGUUACCGAAGGCAGGGGAAGCCUCAGUCACAUGGUACUGGGCAACAACACACUGUUCAUCGGAGCCACAAACUACAUCUAUGGACUUGAUCUAGACCUAGAGAUGCAGACGGUGGUUACUACUGGUCCUCAGAACGAUUCACAAAAAUGUGGAAUUAGAUCAAGUAGUUGUUCAUUCUUUUGGUCAUUGUUGCCGACGGAUAACCACAACAGGAUUCUGUUGCUAUAUUCAGACAAACUUGUGGUUUGUGGAAGUGUUUUCCAAGGGAAAUGCGAGAUCAGGAAUGCUAAGAACAUCAGUGAAAUUUUGCUAACUGGUGACAGGGCCGUGGCUUCCAAUGAAUUAGAUGUGAACACGAUAGCAUUUGUUACAAAAGUUCUUAACAGCAACACAGGUAAUAUGGAAGCUAUGCUUUAUGUGGCAACUGAAUUCACAAGGUUCUCAAGCACAAGAAACAGUAUCGAAUUUAAUCACAGGAAAUUUCAUCCCCUUGUCAGUAUUCGACUUUUAGAAGACUUGUCAGUUCGAGGGAGUAUUGAAUUUAAAACUGACAAUAAAUACAUGAAGCCAGGUCUGAUAUUGUAUGUGACUGGAUUUGUUUCAAGACGUUACAACUACAUACUCUUUAAUGAAAAGGAUACACUAGAUCGUACUUCUUCAAAACUUGUGCAUAUGUGUAGAAAAGAUGACAGUUUGAAUACUUUUCUUGAGAUGCCUAUAACAUGCAAAUCAAAUGAAAAGACUUUCAACGUUUUAAAAAGUGCACAGGUAUUCAGACCGGGACAUAAUUUGUUCAAGUCAUUGCAGAAGCAGUUUCCUGAUUUGACCUCCGACGAUGAAGUAUUGGUAGGACUUUUCAGUCGGAUUAAGAACAACAGCUCAGCCCUCUGUAUAUUCAGUAUGCCAGAGGUGAGAAAGACUCUGCUUACUAAUAUGAAGAAGUGUUUGAAUGGAAGCACAGCAUUUUCAGCCAGAGAAAAAUACAAAGAUGGACUUGGAUGUACAAAAGUUAAUGUGGAGUUAUCUGACGAUGAGUUGCUGUGUUCAAACACCUUAAAUGUGAUUAUCGCUGGGGGGAUUCCUCUAGUUUCUACCCCAGUCAUACAGUUUCCAGUGACGAAUGGUCUGCAUAACUUUGUUUCCUUGGCUUUGACAGUGACAACAGAAUUCUCAGUGGCAUUCUUAGGAAGCUCCACAGGACAAAUUAGAAAGGUCAUACUGCAUUCAUCUGUAGAAGCAGAUUUAUAUGAUUCACCUAUUGUAGUGGACCGUGGUCGACCCAUCAAUCCGGACAUGUUGUUUGAUAGUUCACAAAUGUUUCUUUAUGUCAUGAGUGACAGAAAAGUAGCCAGGAUACCAGUCCAGAACUGUCAUCAGUACACCACAUGUAAUGCCUGUCUGCGGAGCAAAGACCCCUAUUGCGGAUGGUGUAUCAUGGAAAAGCGAUGCAGUUUAAAAAGUCAGUGCUCUAAUCCGACAACGGUCCGGUGGAUAAAUAUCACGUGUCCAGAAAACUGUAUUACUAUUCUCAAUGUAUCCCCACCGAUGAUUCAUGUCUCACAGAAUACUACGCUAAAUCUAACGGUGUCCGGUCUUCCGAGAGGCUUCAAUACAUCAUACAAUUGUGCUUUUGAUUUUCCAAACGGAAUUAUGAGAAAAUCCCAUCUCGUUCAUGGGAAGUUCGGGGUGCAAUGUAGAAACCCCAGCACCAUCGAUGUGAUUCUGAAUAUCAGCGACACAUUGGGACAUAUCAACAUUACCAUGGGAAUCGAAUCCGUAGAAACCGGAAAAAUCAUUGUGUCAACGGCAUACUUAAUCUACAAGUGUAGCAGUUUCUCUAAUUGUUCCCAAUGUGUUGACAACGAUUACUCGUGUGAUUGGUGUGUCGCAGAGAACAAGUGUCAAUACAACACAGAUCCGUGUUCUGACGAGCGAGUCAGCAAUCAAAGUAGUGUUGGUAAACUACGUUUGUAUCUUUGCCCUAUGGUGGACAGAAUCGAGACUGGACCGAUAUUUAUUCCACAAGGUCAAAUUAAAAUAAUUCUCAUCCAAGGGAGGAAUUUUCCAGUGCUGGAUAAUUACAGUGGACGAAUUACUUUGCCCUCCAGAACCAUAGAUGUGUUGGGAAAACGGAUUUCAGGUUCUGAGUUGAAAUUCUAUAUUGAUAAGAUUGAUGAUACCCUACCCCGUGGUGUAUAUCAAGCCAGUAUGAAUGUAUUGUGGACAGACAAGAAAUUCAACAUAGAAAAUGACAGGCUUACGCUCACGUUGUACAGUUGUGUGAAGCAGGCCGAGGGAGACUGUAGCUUUUGUAAAAACCUGGAGCUCACAAUGCCAGUCUUGGAUUGCAGAUGGUGUGAGGGAGAGUGUGUCUACAGCAAACAAAACUGUUCUGAAUCCAUAUGUCCACGUCCAAGUGUUGCCAAUGUGUUUCCCAAUACUGGUCAUUAUUUGGGAGGUACAGUGGUGACUAUCACAGGGUCUAAUCUUGGUGUCAAAUUUACUGAUAUUGAAAAUAAUAUCACAAUAGCAGGCGUUGCAUGUAACACAACAGCAAAGAAAGAUGAUUACAAAACCUCUAGGAGACUACGGUGUGUGACUGGCAGUCAAUUUGAAAAAGGAAGUGGUGCUAUCCAGAUAUUAGGCGUCAAGUUCCAGAAAUGGAUAUUCUCUUACAAGGAUCCACAAAUCAUCAGUAUCAACCCUAACUUUGCAUCAAAGUCUGGUGGAAGACAUAUUUACUUGAGGGGUGAAAAUCUCAACAUUGGAAAUGGACCUACAAUUACCAUCAAUAAUUACACUUGCUUACUUAAAAGUAUCAAAGCCUCAGUGAUUGUGUUUGCUGUACCCGCUGGUAGUACAGGUGUUGCUGAGGUGGAAGUCCGCAUUGACGGUCAUGUUGUGGACACAGGGGGCACUAAUUUCUCCUACGUUGAAGUACCAACCAUUCUAAGUAUCGAUCCUUUGAUUUCCUUUCAGAGCGGAGGUAGAAGAUUGACUCUCAGUGGAACUAACUUUAAUACCGUAGACAGUAUCAGGAUGUUUGUAAUUUACAGUGGUGGAUCAUCCUCCAAACCGGAGACUUGCACAAUCCAGAGCAACACUGUUACUUAUUGUCCGACACCCGCAUACAAGUCGCAACCACAAGCUAGACAAUUUGUGAGUAAUGACCAGCGACAACAUCCAGCGGAAAUGACCGACAUGACAUCAAAAAGCAUGAGAGACGUAUAUCUAAGUUCUACUCAGCUGGCUUUUUAUAUGGACGAUGUUUUGGUAACACAGGAUCUAAAUGCAACUCCCGCGUUUAUGUCCACCCUGAAUUACGUGCCAGACCCAAUCAUUUAUGAUUUUGAAGAAAGCGAUAGGAUAAAGACAUUUAAUCAGGGCAUCAUAUUGGCAAUCAAGGGAAGUCGAUUGAAUGAAGCAGCUACUACGGGUGAUGUCAAAGUGUUUGUGGGUCUGGGUCAAUGUAAUGUAACAAGUUUAACCUCGGAACAUAUAUACUGUAUACCGCCCAGUGGUCAGCCCCAUCUACGUGAAGACGGAAAACAACGAGGGGGAAUCCCGAGGGUAUUUGUUGUGUAUGGAAAUCUGGAUAAAAUGGUGGGAUUUCUUCGUUAUGAAAAUUCAGAACCACUCAACCUGAUGGAAUACAUAGUGCUCGCCUUGUUGGUGAUUGCAGGAAUCGUUAUAAUAACAGUUUUCGUAUUUUGCUUGAGAUUUCGUAGACAACUAAGAAAAGCUAAAAGUGAAAACAGAUCGACAGCGCAGGGAACGGAGAAUAUUCAGCUCACCACCCAAAAUGAAUCUUCCAAGCAGGACAAGACGUUGGCAACAAAUACGUCUACUAUCGGUCAACUUGGAGUAGAUGAUAACAUCAUUAGCCUUCUGGAAAACAAACAGUUACUUAUAUCUCCAAAUGACCUAAAACUCGGCAAAUGCAUUGGACAAGGUAAUUUUGGUAUUGUCUAUGAAGGCACAGUAAGAAACACAGCGGAAGAGACAAAAGUAGCUGUAAAAACUCUACACCAAAAAAAUCCACGUGAGAUAGAUGUCGAUGAAUUUGUAAACGAAGCUUUACGUAUGUCAGACUUCCAUCAUCCGAAUGUGAUGACGUUGAUAGGAAUUUGCUUGUCAAUGGACGAUAUGCCACUUGUGGUCCUUCCGUACAUGAAACAUGGUGAUGUCCUGACAUAUAUUAGGGAUAAACAUAACGUGACGACAGUAUUGAAUAUACUACAAUUUGCUGUUGACAUCGCAAAGGGCAUGGAGUAUUUAUGUACCCAUAGAGUAGUGCAUCGGGAUCUAGCGGCACGAAACUGCAUGCUUGAUGAAAAUAAAACUGUGUUAGUGGCUGAUUUCGGCUUGUCACGAGACAUUUACGAGAAAGAUUACUACGUCAUCGGUAACAAGAAAAGCAGGUUACCAGUGAAAUGGAUGGCCCCGGAAAGUCUGGAAAAAGGAAUAUACAACGCUCAAUCAGAUGUGUGGUCUUUUGGUGUUGUGAUGUGGGAGCUGAUGACCAGAGGAAGCAAGCCGUAUCCAGGAGUUGAAGGAUGGGAGAUGCUCAGAUUUUUAAAAUCGAAUCACAGGUUAACUCAGCCUCAUCAUUGUCCAGAUCUUUUGUAUUCUUUAAUGGUACAAUGCUGGAAUCUCGAUCCCGAACAGAGGACUACAAUUUCUUAUCUUGUUCUGAUUCUAUCCCAGCUGGCUACCAGAUCUCCUGAACACGAGGGUUACAUGGAAACCUCUUCAUGUACAUAUGAGUCUCUGCAAAAUAGUUAUGUGAAUGUUGAAAUAGAUGUCGAGUACAGCUCUUUACAGGAAGACGCCACAUCUGAAGAGACCUAACUGCUCACUGUAAACAGAUGACCUGGAUAAUCUUAUUAUAUCUUUAUUUUGAUAUUAUUCUUAUAUUAAGUAUCUAGGUGUAAUCUUAUGAUUGUAUUGAAUAUGUGCUUAAACUUCAUGUAGGCGAGUGAUGCAGGCCCGUGGAACAUACUAUCGUUUAUUAGUCAUAAUUGUUUAAAAAUGGAAUGGUGCAAUAACAUAUAAAUUCAUACAUGCAUUGGAAUCAAUAACAUAAAGGUCAUCAUUUAUUUAACCUUUUUUAUGAGUAAACUUCACGAUGAUCCCACACAAACAAUAGAUGAUACAUCCCAGGACCCACUGGCGGAUUUAGAGGGGGGCGUGCCCCCCCCCCCCCUUAAAAUUUUCAAAGUUUAGGUUACAAAUCACUGCGUAAUAUAAAAAGAGGAGAAAUCAAUUCAUAUUUAUAAUAAUUGAUUCUAAAAGGUGAAUAUCAAAAUGCAUAAAGUCCCUAACUCCGUAUUUUACAUCAGUAGGAGAAAUAUUAAGCAUUAUAUCUUGCUCUAAUAUUGUACACACAUAAAUGGAAUAAUUGUAUAGAGAUUCCGAGUUGAUUAUAUUUUUUUCAUUAGAAAUACUAGUAUGCGUUUAUUGAGAAUUGUUUAUAUAUACCUUGGUUUAUUUUUAUUUUUUUGCAGCCCCUUCCUCCCCAAAAUCAUGCAUUAAAUUUUAUUGCCUAUCAUAAUUUUAAAAAAAAAUAUAUAUAUUUCUUAUUUCAAAAACGAGAAACAUUUUUUGAGGCAAAAGUCGUAACAUGUGAUGAAAAGGUGUAAGGGCGGAUCCAGAAUUGACCUCCCUUUUUGCGGACCAAAAAAAAUUCAGUUAUUCAAUUCUAACGAGACUUUGCGUCAAAUGAUAUGACAGGUGGAUACUUGAAUGUAAUAGCAUCAUUCAAAUUUAUCAACACCAGUAUAUCAUUUAAUUCCACGAUGAAUAAGACGAAACUGAUAUAUAUUUACGAUAUUUUCGUCAGAUACAAGUAUCACUUAAAAUUCUUAAAAAGUAUAUAUAGCAUAAAAGUUUUGUUAAAGAAGCAGACAAUUCUAAAGUUAAAAAGAAGUGCCUGGAAAUGCUCAGAAUGCAGGGUGUUUCACUAUUUACCGCAGAACCCAGACCCCUGACCUAUUGGGAGUAACCUUCAAAUCAGCUUUUGUUUUAAGAUUUAAAAUCAGGUUUGAGUAGAGGGAUAAGAAUGACUAAAACGUGAGAACACAAGUAGUAAAAACGAAAGCAUUUUCAUGUAUAAACUGUCUCAAGAUCUCCCUAAAAUAUUAUGUACACAAGCAAAAAAGGUGUAAAUGGGUGGGGUUGGAGAUUGUGAAAAGUAGCUAAAAGAUUGAUCAAGUGCUACAUCCUUUCUUUCACAAAUUCCUAGAUCCGCAUAUGAGGUGUGUGUAGGAGGGAUUCAAUUACAAGAAAUACAAAUAGAUGGACUCAAAUCCCAGCUCAAUGACGAGCAAAUAAGUUUGACUAGGAAGUCUACUGAUGAUAAAUUUUGCCUCAUUUUAGUAGUGUUGAUAAAGGUGUGUUAUAUGGUUAAAUUUUACUCUUAAAAUCACUAAAAUCCAGGAGCUUCCGGGGGCUUCGCACCCUGGACCACCACCAGGGCUUUCCCUGGACCCAAUGGGGGCCUUAGGGCGCUCCCAGACCCCCUGCCUCUGAAAAAAAUUUGACGCCCUCCCACCAAAAUUACUAAAUCCGCCCCUGGUACCUGUAUCACCUGUGGCGAUUUUGACAGUUUUGUUAUUAAAAAUGAAUACGACACAACGCCAUAAUGGCCAUAAUUGGUCACGUCACCAUUUAGUAUAUAUUCGAUUGAAAGUCAUAAUGAGAAGAAGAUAGGGAGGAGAACGGAUUAUUAUGUAAAUUAUUAUACUUGUAUUCUAAUACGAUACUGGACUUGUUACCUGCUGAGUUUUUGUUGGCAUAAAACUCUAGAAGUGAAAUAACUUGUAAAACACAACGCAGUGUUUAGACUUUGUUAGUCUUAUAAAUAAAACCAAGUAAAAGGGUUACAUCGGUACUACAUUUUUUUCAGGAUUUAGUAUCACUGCAUGCUAAUAUGGAAUGUCGGUGUUCACGUCAAUUAAUACUUGUAUGGUGUCUUCCUUCUGUCCCUGUCUCGUAUUCUACUUGAAAGUUACUCCUCCUAGGCGCCUGAUUCCACCUCUGGUAUAUCCAGGGGUCCGUGUUUGCCCAACUCAGUGUUUUGUAUUGCUCAUAGGAGUUAUGAGAUUGAUCGCUGUUCGUUAUCUUCGCCUUUCAUGUUCAAAAUUUGAUCUUGUAGAAUCUUGUUUAUUUCUGUCAAUUUGUCUGAUGAUUUCUACUGUAAAAUCGACUUGCGAGACAUGAAUACAAAUAUUUAUAUUUCUGUACUAUUUGAAAACUCUCCAUUUCAUUUUAAAUGUACAUAACGUGUAUAUCCUAAACAUAACGUUUUUGCUUAUUUAUAUAGUUAUUUUAUAUUAUGUAUUAAUAAAACCUAUGGAUUUUU
Ostrea edulis (European flat oyster) is the source of this 7557-nucleotide messenger RNA. RefSeq names its product plexin-B-like. NCBI's taxonomy places the organism in Eukaryota, Metazoa, Mollusca, Bivalvia, Ostreida, Ostreidae. Bases 105 to 5045 code for a protein of 1646 amino acids. The transcript is spliced from 28 exons. The record is from RefSeq and is a predicted model, not a curated record. Gene Ontology annotation, biological process: semaphorin-plexin signaling pathway involved in axon guidance; positive regulation of axonogenesis; regulation of cell shape. Gene Ontology annotation, molecular function: protein tyrosine kinase activity; semaphorin receptor activity; ATP binding. Gene Ontology annotation, cellular component: semaphorin receptor complex.